UGCAACUAUUCCUCAGGCGACAUAUAUGUGAAAAGAGGGAAAAAAAAAACUUGAUGAAUAUACAUUCUCCAUGAUGAGGAAAUUUCUAACAAAAUUUUCAGGUGUAUAAGUUUUAAAAUAUCAAACAGGUUUCACUUCAUUAAAACAAAAUAUUUAGCUGUCACUUUAAGGUGGUUCCGCAAAUAUUAUGCUGAAACUUUAUAUAAGCUAAGGUUGGGUGAUAACACUCAUUUUUAUGGAUUAUCGUGGUCUUGGAUCUUCUUGUCGGAAAUACGCCAAGCUUAUUUCUGCGACCAAUUGUCACAUUGCUAACUCUUCAUUUCACUUCCGUUUGCGCCAUCCAUGUUCCUCACAUCAUUCCACCUUAUCCUAUGUGUCAUCACCACCACCACUAGGUGCUCUUCAUGCCCAGUAUUUGAAGAAUGGUUCUCUUCAAACUUUGAACUCAGCUAACUAUAUCUUGAAUCUCUACGUUAAAUCCAGCAACUUAGACCAUGCCCACAAGCUGUUUGAUGAAAUUCCCCACAGAGACACUCAGACAUGGACCGUCCUCAUAUCAGGUUUUGCUAGAGCUGGCUCUUCAGAGAUGGUCUUUAGUCUUUUCAGAGAAAUGCAGGCAAAGGGUGCUUGUCCAAAUCAGUAUACAUUGUCUAGUGUCUUCAAGUGCUGCUCAGCUGAAAAGAAUCUUCAAUUGGGUAAGGGAGUCCAUGCCUGGAUGCUCAGAAAUGGGGUUGAUGCAGAUGUUGUGCUGGUGAACUCUAUCCUUGAUCUUUACUUGAAAUGCAAGGCUUUUGAAUACGCAGAAAGGUUGUUUGAGUUGACCGGUGAGGGAGAUGUCGUGACGUGGAAUAUAAUGAUUCGUGCAUAUCUCGGUGCAGGAGAUGUGGAGAAGUCUCUUGACAUGUUCAGGAACUUGCCUAGCAAGGAUGUUGUGAGUUGGAAUACAAUCAUCGACGGGCUGAUACGAUGCGGUUAUGAAAGACGUGCGCUAGAACUACUGUUCUGUAUGGUGGAAAAUGGGACUGAGUUCUCUGAAGUCACGUUCUCCAUAGCUCUCAUUUUGGCUUCUUCUUUAUCACUGGUGGAGCUUGGGAAACAACUUCAUGGGCGGGUCAUAACAUUGGCCUUGAAUGGUGACAACUUUAUAAAUAGCUCACUUGUAGAAAUGUAUUGCAAGUGUGGGAGAACGGAUAAGGCAUCUGUAAUUCUGAAAGAUGUACCUCUGAAUUUGUUGAGAACAGGGAAUUCUGGAGGAAUAGUUCCAUGGAAUUCCAUGGUUUCUGGUUAUGUUUGGAAUGGAAAGUAUGAAGACUGUUUGAAAACUUUCAGGUCAAUGGUUCAUGAACUGGCUAUAGUGGAUAUUCGAACUGUUACAACCGUUAUAUCUGCUUGUGCUAAUGCUGGACUUUUGGAAUUCGGCAGGCAGAUGCAUGCCUACAUUCAGAAAAUUGGACAUAGAAUAGAUGCUUAUGUUGGUUCCUCCUUAAUUCAUAUGUAUUCUAAAUCCGGUAGCUUGGAUGAUGCCUGGGUGAUUUUCAGACAAAUCAAUGAACCAAAUGUUUUCUUGUGGACUUCAAUGAUAUCUGGCUGCGCGCUACAUGGUAAAGGAAAGCAGGCAAGUAGUCUUUUUGAAGGAAUGUUGAAUCAGGGUAUUGUACCGAAUGAGGUUACUUUUUUAGGGGUUAUAAAUGCAUGCAGCCAUGUAGGGCUGCUUGAAGAAGGCUCCACAUAUUUUAGGAUGAUGAAAGAUGUUUAUUGCAUCAAUCCCGGAGUUGAACACUGCACUUCUAUGGUUGAUCUUUAUGGUCGAGCAGGUUGCUUAAUUGAGACAAAAAACUUUAUCUUUGAGAAUGGCAUCUCUCACUUGACCUCUGUAUGGAAAUCAUUUUUAUCAUCUUGUCGACUGCAUAAAAACAUUGAGAUGGGAAAGUGGGUUUCUGAAAUGUUGCUUCAAGUUGCACCAUCUGAUCCAGAAGCCUAUAUUUUGCUAUCAAAUAUGUGCACUUCUAAUCAUAGAUGGGACGAGGCUGCCAUGGUAAGGAGUUUGAUGCAUCAAAGAGGUGUGAAGAAGCAGCCUGGCCAAUCUUGGAUUCAGUUAAAGGAUCAAACCCACACGUUUGUCAUGGGAGAUAGGUCUCACCAACAAGACAAGGAGAUAUAUUCAUAUCUGGACACUUUAGUAGGAAGGUUGAAGGAGAUUGGAUAUUCCAGUGAUGUGAAUCCGGUCACGCAGGAUGUAGAAGAUGAACAAGGGGAAGUACUUAUUAGUCAUCACAGUGAAAAACUUGCGCUUGUCUUUGGUAUCAUUAACACUGCCAAUAGGACACCAAUCCGAAUCAUGAAAAACCUCCGCAUUUGUACCGAUUGCCAUAACUUCAUCAAGUACGCUUCUCAGCUUCUGGAACGUGAUAUAAUUGUGAGAGAUUCUCAUAGGUUCCAUCAUUUUAAGUAUGGUAGUUGCUCUUGUGGAGAUUAUUGGUGACAAAAGGUAAAGCAUAUGAUUACCUAGUCUAGAAUAUAGCCUUGAUGUUCUGAAACCACUCAUCAUAACUUGAUGGUGUGGCAUGUAAAUCUCAACAUCAGCCAUCUAAACCUUAUGUUAGCAAUGGAGCAAGAAUGAUAGCGGUAAUCUUCUAAAUUGUUGGUUCCAGGUUACUUCAUCAAGUAUCGCCUAAACUUAAUGGAGCAAGAAUGAUAGCAUUGGAGUGACAUCAAUUACCAAAGGUAUUAUUGAUAUAUAUUUCAAAUGCAUAUGCCAACCCAAUGAAUUUAUUAAAAGUUUUGUUUGGUAAAUAAAGCAAGUUUUUUAAUUAAUAGUUGUUUCUUGGCUUCAGCUAAAAGUUGUUUGCCUAUCCCUACUUUGUUGAAAGUUAAAACCAUUAGAUUUGCCUAUCCUGUCUUAUGUUUGUAAACUUUGACCCAGAACCCACCUAACCUUAUUGAAUCUUGAUGCUCAAGGGUUUGUACACCAAGGGAGCUCUGGCUCAAGUUUUGUCAUCUAUCAUCUAUGUUCUGGCUUUGCAGCUUCUAUUAGCCUGUUGAAAGCCAAUAUAGCACUUCAAUCUUCCCUUGCACUGCUCUCAUAUUCACUGUAAUUAAUCAGGCAUAGCACAAUGAGUUUUUUAUUUUUCCAAAAAUGAUGGUAAUUUAGACUGGAUUUGCUCCAGUGCUGUUUGUCUUAACAGUUAACAAUGUCUGAUGUAUUAAUAAUGUACACCAUCUAGUUUUAUCAAGAGAAAAUCUUACAAGAGUCUUUGUCCAAAAGAAUGUGUAAUAUCAGACAUAACUGAUUGAAAUAUUCUUAUCUGCUAAUCUGAAAGCAUGAAGAUUAUAUCGAAAAGGACAACUUGAUCUUGUAUUAUAUAAGUUGUUAUGGUCGUUAUAGGUAAGACACAGCUUAAGAAUUACUUGAUACGUCUAGCCUUCUAUAGGCAGAGUUAAAUAUGAUAGUUAUAGGGAUGCAUCAUUAGUACUUUUUACAGCUUCACACAAUCAUGGACUAGAUACUCAAACAACUUUGUUGGUUAAGAUAGAGACAAGAUUUCCAUUAUUUUGAGUGCUUAAUUUACAUUAACAGAAGUCUUAAAGUUAGAAUUCGGGCUAUGCCGAACUCUACCUCAUUUAUAAGGACUAUUUUAAUCAUAUUUUUCUAAUUAAUGUGAGACCUUUCAACACAACCACACCCAGGGUUGGACAUAUGGAACGCGAAAUUUGUAGGACUAGACAUUUGUUUGUGGCUCAAUAAAUGGAUCUAGAAUAGACUUUGAUAAUAACUUAGAUUGCAGGUUAGGUAUAACUCUACCCAAUCAUUGACUCUGGUAAUGGUGAGGAUCCCCUUCUAUUCACAGGACUACUUUGGUCAUAUCUUUAGUUAAUGUGAGACCUCACAUCACACCUACCACGCCUAGAGUUAGACAUAUAGAGCAUGGAGUUUGCAAGAUUAGACAUAUGUGGGUGGCUCAAUAAACAAAUCCUGAUUAGACUCUAAUAACAUCUUAGAAUUCAGGUUAGGUCUAACUCUACCCCUAUCAUUGACUUUGAUGAAGGUGGGGAUUCCAUUCUCUUUACAAGGACUAUUAUGGUCAUAUUUGUAGUCAUUCGCGACUUCUCAACAACAAAAAGAGUGUAUUAGUAUUUGAAAAUUACAAGUAUAUGAUAGUAUUAUAUACGUGGAUUUGUUACACAUGAUUCUUUUAACAAAAAUAAAAAAGAGUUAGAACUGGUUUAAGCUUGAUUAACUUGAUAAGGCUUCUGAUAAUCAACACACAUCAGAUUUAGUGAGUAAUGAACUGGAAGAAGGACAACUCAACCAGCCUCAACAAACCCAUUUUCUAUUCUUACAAUCAAUGAUGCCUUUGCUUCUUUGUACGUAUUCAAGAAAUAUCAGAUUUGGUCUCCAUCGCAACAUUUGGAAGUUUGCUUGGGAUGUACUACUUCUAGUUCGAGUAAAAAACAAGUAAACAAAAAGGAACAAACAUGGAUAUAUGGACUUUUAUUUUACAAGAAAAGUGAAUGCUAAACAUAUUGAAUCCAAUACAAUAAAGCGAAUCACGAUGUGUUGUGUGGUGGUUACUUACUUCGUCUUUUAACAAUGAUGUCGGGAGUUCGAUCGUUACUCCUACUCUUGGGAAUAAUGCACAUUUCAUAGUCAGUGGUUUACCGCUUAGUGCGAGCACCCGUGACGAGAAGAUUAGUCACUACUAUCGACAAUGGAUACCAUGGUAUAAAAAAACAAUAAACAAAAGGGGAAGGCUUAUUGUAGAAGAGAGGUAAGUGAAGGAAAUGGAUAGCACUAUGAAGG
Messenger RNA from Lotus japonicus, 4801 nucleotides. Its product is annotated as putative pentatricopeptide repeat-containing protein At3g23330. The transcript has 2 exons. The record is from RefSeq and is a predicted model, not a curated record. Lineage: Eukaryota; Viridiplantae; Streptophyta; Magnoliopsida; Fabales; Fabaceae. Gene Ontology annotation, molecular function: zinc ion binding; protein binding; RNA binding. Gene Ontology annotation, biological process: RNA modification. Bases 236 to 2482 code for a protein of 748 amino acids.